GGGUACGACACGCAAACAGUCAUUCUGCACGUGAACGUAAUCGUGUGCGGUGGUUAAUACUUUGUUCAAGUCGACAAAAUAUACAUCGUUAGAACACAUACUAUAAUAUAGCUAAUUAGUAAACAAUAUAAAUAUAUUACAAAAAACAAAGGUGCGUUAGUGAUAAUAAAUAGCAACAAUGAUUAUGCGUAUAGUGAUAACGAUCACAGCAGUGUGUCUCGCGAUUUCGAGUUUAGCUACAGCGACAGCGGAAGCGGAAGCUAGCCAACAACAGUCAGCGGAGGUAUCGGAAACAAACGUACAAAAUGUUGUCCCGGACGAAGCAGGGAUUAACGUGACUGCCAUUGCCGCCAGACUCAUCAACGACUACGUGACGCCCACAGUAUGCUCGUACUCGCCAGAAUUUUGUGCCAAGCACCAACUACAGAGCAGAGGAAUCCAAAGCUAUUUGGCUACCGCUGGUACAUUAUUGGCAGGAGUGUUGGGUGUCAUAAUGACUAAAAUUACAGUUCUAAUUGCGUUAUCGCUACUUUCCACAGUCAUAGGAAAAUUGCUGUUAGUCUACGCUUUAUUCAAGUCCGGCCCACACCACCACUACCCCAACUACAAGUCAGCCCACCACCACGCACAACCGUUCGUCAAGUACACCAAGGACAAGUACUACAUCAAGAACACGCCAUCAGUUCACAGUCACGAUGAGGUCGUGGACUUACCCUCUGGGCAUUCCUCCCCUUAUCAUGCUUAUUCACCGUCCAUUUUGGAUUCUUCUGUCCAUGAUCAUAAAUUAAAAGGGGUUUCUUACUACUAAUGCAUCACCACUAUGAUCAAACACCGGUCAAAUUUAUAGCCAUUAAAUCGAGCUCAUUGGCACCAUUUAAUUUAUAACUUCACAAUACCGUUUUUCCUAUAUAUAUAUAUACAUAUAUUUGUGAUAAUGCACCGGUUUUCAUCCCUUAAAGCGUUCAAAGAACGAUGAGAACGAGAACGGAGUCACAAAUGUUGAAACCCUUGAUAUUCUGAAUAAUUAGCUUACUUGUCAUCAAUCAUCAGAUUUAAGACUAGUAAAGCUUACCUAUGCGUCGAUGAAACGCCCGCGAUCUUUACACGUAUUUAUUUUUGUUUGUUUUAACAAAUUUUAAAUGCUGUAUAUAUUAUUAUAAUAUAAAUUGUCGUCAAAACAAUGAUAUUGUUCUUUGUUUUAAAGACUUAUUGAUAAAUUAUUGGCCAAUAUUAUUAUUAUUAUUAUUAUUAUUUAUUGUUAAACUUGUAUUUAUUUAAUUAUAUGAUUUCUAUUGAUUUGUAAAAAUUACAUUUAUCUGAAUAAAAAUAUUGUAUUCAUGUUUUUUU
This is a messenger RNA of Rhopalosiphum maidis (corn leaf aphid), 1347 nucleotides long. RefSeq lists its product as uncharacterized. The transcript is spliced from 2 exons. Lineage: Eukaryota; Metazoa; Arthropoda; Insecta; Hemiptera; Aphididae. The record is from RefSeq and is a predicted model, not a curated record. Bases 179 to 808 code for a protein of 209 amino acids.